Molecule: messenger RNA, 1729 nt
Organism: Microcebus murinus (gray mouse lemur)
Lineage: Eukaryota; Metazoa; Chordata; Mammalia; Primates; Cheirogaleidae
Gene: COQ3
Product: coenzyme Q3, methyltransferase
Biological process (GO): ubiquinone biosynthetic process
Cellular component (GO): mitochondrion
Molecular function (GO): 3-demethylubiquinol 3-O-methyltransferase activity; polyprenyldihydroxybenzoate methyltransferase activity
Source: RefSeq, a predicted model, not a curated record
UAUAAAUGUCUGUGAGAAGACAACUGGUAAAUAUGAAAUAGAGCUAUAUAGGAAUAAAAGACCACAAAACAGUCACGGCAUGAUUGUUGUCUACUUUGACCAAGAGGUUUGGGUGUUAUAUAUGAAUUGGCCUAAUAGAGGAUUUUCAAGGUCUUUCAUAGUAAUAGAAACAUUAUAGUUUCAUGGCUUGCACAAUUUGCUAGAUGUUUUUAUUUUAAUUUUUUUAUUCAUUAUUUUUUUACAAGACAACAUGUUGUGUCCCACAAUUUGCUAGAUGUUGAGCGUGAAAGUAACCAUAGCCACACACACACACACACACACACAGGAUAAUACUCAAAAGUCGGCUGCAGACGGAACCUUCCUGUUGGGGAUCUUUUGCCGGAGGGACCGGAAAGGGGUGGGAUCCGGUCCCACGAAGUCGCGAUGUGGGGAGGCGGCAAACUGAGCUACUCCGGGGCUCGUUUUUUAGGAGUGCUUGUGCCUGGGUGGAGGAGUUCACAAACCAAGUGUCCUGGUUUAACCUCCUUGGCUGUUUAUUCAAAGAAUCAGCUCAAUUGGUCUCUGGAAAUUAAACCAGGAGUUUUCAAUGAAUAUAGAACCAUGUGGUUCAAAUCCUAUAGGACAGCCUUUUCCUGUUUGAAUAGAAUGAAAAGUUACAGGUCCCCUUGGACAAGACUGUACAGCACUUCACAAAACACUGUGGACAGCAAUGAGGUCAAAACCUUCCUGGCCCUGGCUCACAAAUGGUGGGAUGAGCAAGGAGUAUACGCGCCUCUUCAUUCUAUGAAUGAUCUGAGGGUGCCAUUUAUUAGAGACAAUCUUUUGAAAACAGUUGCUAAUCACCAGCCAGGAAAACCUUUGUCUGGGAUGAAGAUUCUUGAUGUUGGCUGUGGUGGUGGAUUGUUAACUGAACCUCUAGGGCGGCUUGGGGCUUCAGUUGUUGGAAUUGAUCCUGUGGAUGAGAACAUUAAAACAGCACAGUGCCAUAAAUCAUUUGAUCCAGUCCUGGAUCAGAGGAUAGAGUACAGAGCAUGUUCUCUUGAAGAGAUUGUGGAAGACACUGCAGAAACAUUUGAUGCCGUUGUAGCUUCUGAAGUUGUAGAACAUGUGCUUGAUCUAGAAACAUUUUUACAGUGCUGCUGUCAAGUGUUAAAACCCGGUGGCUCUUUAUUCAUUACUACAAUCAACAAAACACAACUGUCCUAUGCCUUGGGAAUUGUUUUUUCAGAGCAAAUUGCCGGUAUUGUACCAAAAGGUACUCAUACUUGGGAGAAGUUUGUUUCACCUGAAAAACUAGAGAGCAUUCUAGAACCAAAUGGUCUGUCAGUUCAAACUGUGGCAGGAAUGCUUUAUAACCCCUUCUCAGGUCACUGGCAUUGGAGUGAAAAUACCAGCCUUAACUAUGCAGCUCAUGCCGUGAAAUCCACAGUACAGGAACACACAGUGCCUGCUGAAUUUGUUUUAAAGGAGGAAACAGAAGAGCUCCAAGCUAAUGCCUACACCAGCCCAGGCAUGCAUGAAGAGCUGAAGAAAUAAAUCGUUUCUAGGGACUAUAGUAAUAUGGCUUGAAAGUCUGAUGUUUAUAAGUAUAAAAAGUAUGUAAUUUAUCCAUUAAGAGAGAAUCAUGAAGAAAGGGUCAAUAAAAAGGGCUAAAACCUGAACAAAAGUUUUUAUUGUUUCAUCUAAUAGCUAUUUUCAAGGGAUUUUGUGGAUAAAAAGUUUUAUCAAG